CUUAAACUGUCCCCAAUGGUGCGUCAGGAGACGGAUUUUAUAUCGGCUAAUGUUGGCGAUAGCGUGACAUUACAGUGUUUCUAUGAAGAUGAUGUCGCAGCAAUGUUCUUCUGGUAUAAGCAAACUCUGGGACAGAAACCAAGGCUCAUCUCAACCUUCUAUAAGCAUGAUAAAAAUGCCACAUUUAUUGAUGAAUUAAAAAACGAUCCACGAUUCACACUGGAAUCUAAAAAUGGAAAGUAUCACUUGACAAUCUCGAAGUUACGCAUUUCUGACUCGGCUACUUACUACUGCAUAAGUAUCUAUGCCUACCAGUUUCAAUUUGCCGAGGGCACAACUGUCGAUGUAAAGGGUUCAGGUUUGAAGAUCCAAGCUACAGUCCAUCAGUCAGCAUCUGAGACCAUCCAGCCAGGAGGCUCUGUAACUCUCAACUGUACAGUACACACUGGGACCUGUGAUGGAGAACACAGUGUUUACUGGUUCAAGAAGUCGGAAGAAUCUCAGCCAGGACUCAUUUACACCCAUGGAGGCAGGAAUGAUCAGUGUGAGAGGAAACCCAACACACAAACACACACCUGUGUCUACAACCUGCCUAUCAAGAACCUGAGUCUUUCUCAUAAUAUGACCUACUACUGUGCUGUUGCCUCAUGUGGACACAUUCUGUUUGGAAACGGGACCAAGCUGGAGUUAGAGGAUAAGGUGGAAUCGCCCGAAUCUCUUGUGUAUUUCUUGAGCGCAGCUUUGGCUUUCACCACCAUCCUGGUUGUUUUAUUGGCUUUCUCGGUGUACAAGGUGAACAAGAGAAACAGCUGCCAAUGUAAAGAGUGUCAAACAGCUUCCAACACAGCAAAUGCAGAGGGUUACCAAGAUGUAGACAACCUCCAUUAUGCUGCGUUAAGGGAUCCCAGGACCAACAGAUCAAGAAAAGUUAGAGACAACACCGUCAGUGAAUGUGUGUACUCCAGCGUAAGGCAGUAGAACUGGACAUGUUUCAUUUGUACUUGGUUUUUUGGUAGGCUGGGAUUUUGUCAACACUUUAACAUAUCGUCGCCCAUCUGCC
This is a messenger RNA of Perca fluviatilis (European perch), 1060 nucleotides long. RefSeq names its product immunoglobulin kappa light chain-like. Lineage: Eukaryota; Metazoa; Chordata; Actinopteri; Perciformes; Percidae. Gene Ontology annotation, biological process: response to bacterium. The record is from RefSeq and is a predicted model, not a curated record. The coding region runs from base 16 to 978 and encodes 320 amino acids. The transcript is spliced from 4 exons.